Messenger RNA from Oreochromis aureus, 884 nucleotides. RefSeq lists its product as uncharacterized. The record is from RefSeq and is a predicted model, not a curated record. NCBI's taxonomy places the organism in Eukaryota, Metazoa, Chordata, Actinopteri, Cichliformes, Cichlidae. The transcript has 9 exons. Gene Ontology annotation, molecular function: cysteine-type peptidase activity. Gene Ontology annotation, biological process: proteolysis. The coding region runs from base 16 to 759 and encodes 247 amino acids.
ACUGAUGCUCAGAGGAUGGACAUCAUAGUUCUCCCUCUCUGGACACCUGGUCAUUUCCAGUUGUGUGUACUGAAGCCACCUAAAAGAGAAAUCCUCUUUCUUGACCCAUUAUACACAAAGGCAGGAUUUGGUGGCCAACAAUAUGUUUCACUUUUGAGGAAUCUUGCAGUGAAGCUCAUUCCCGGGCAGUGGUCAGAAAAAAAGAGCUUUGACUUGAAGGGUUUUUCAAGCCAAGACUAUGGAGUUGACUGUGGGAUCUUCAUGCUGAUGUCUGCUCUGUACGUGGCACUGGAUGCACCAUUUGACUAUACUAUAUCAGACAUGCCCUACUUGCGUAAAUGGUGGUGCUUGCUGUUGAUGGAGAACUUUGAUCUCAGGAGCUCUGGCAAGCUAUUUGCACACUGGAGAGAGGAAGCCAAAGCUGUGCUUGAAGGAAAACACGUGCCCAUUUUCAGACUGAAAAAGCAAGAGUUCCAGGAAGUCAGUCAGGAGGAAGCAGUUGUUGAAGAUCUGCGUCCUGCUGUGCAGUGGGUUGUCCAAAAUAAGGCACUUUUCCGUGGACACGUAACAAUGCCAAAAUAUCUGUCCUUAAAUCAAGGGGACCAGCAGAAGGUCUUAAAAGACAUGUCAGAGGAAGAAGACACUGGAGCAAGGGACUUGUUCCUCUUUGUUUUUCAGUUUGCAGAGGACAUGGAGCUCUUUUUGAAAGCAUGUGCUGAUGAGCAGGGACUAAGGGUCAGUGCUAUGUUUGACAUGUAAUGGACAAAUGAAGGCACUGGCUGUGUUUGCUUGUUUGUUUAAUAUGUUGUUGUUGUUGUUUUUUGUUUUGUUUUUGCAUAGUACAAAAUUCCAAUUAAACUUAUUUCAAAAUGUUGUUCACUUGA